CACCCCUUUCUCCCCGUCCUCUGUCUCGGAGUUGCACCGCUAAAACUCCACAUUGCGUGUUACGCAGCUCCCCCCGCCAACACUUACUACGACCGCCUAGUCAGCUGAAAAAGUUGCUACCCCCACCACUUCUUCUUCAACCAAAACACCACCACCACCACACAUUCUAGCAAAAGAGCUAGCCACCGACCACACACACUCUCCCCCUCGCACCGACAGCAUCAUGGGAGACUCUCUCGUGCACCAGGAGUAUGGCCGCACGCGUGUGCAAUGGCUCGCGUCCCUCAACACCGAAUACCACCCGCCAAAGCAGUUCAGACGCACCUCCAUCAUCUGCACCAUUGGCCCCAAGACCAACUCGCCCGAGAAGAUCAACAUGCUCCGCACUGCUGGUCUGCAGGUCGUUCGCAUGAACUUCUCUCACGGCAGCUACGAGUACCACCAGUCCGUCAUUGACAAUGCCCGCAAGGCCGAGGCCACCCAAGAAGGCCGCCCUGUCGCCAUCGCCCUCGACACCAAGGGUCCCGAGAUCCGCACGGGAAACACUCCAAACGACGAGGACAUUCCCAUUUCCGCAGGCUCCGAGAUCAACAUCACCACAGACGACAAGUAUGCCACCGCUUCCGACAACAAGAACAUGUACGUCGACUACAAGAACAUCACCAAGGUCAUUGAAAAGGGCCGCACCAUCUACGUCGACGACGGUGUGCUCGCUUUCGAGGUGCUGGAGGUGGUGGACGACAAGACACUGAAGUGCAAGGCGAUCAACAACGGCAAGAUCAGCAGCAAGAAGGGUGUCAACCUGCCCAAGACAGACGUUGAUCUCCCCGCUCUGAGCGAAAAGGACAAGGCCGAUUUGAAAUUUGGUGUCAAGAACAACGUGGACAUGGUCUUUGCCUCGUUUAUUCGUCGCGCAGAGGACAUUACCGCUAUCCGUGAGGUGCUCGGUGAGGAGGGCAAGGACAUCCAGAUCAUCGCCAAGAUUGAGAACCAACAGGGAGUCAACAACUUUGACGAGAUCCUCAAGGUCACCGACGGUGUCAUGGUGGCUCGUGGUGAUUUGGGUAUCGAGAUCCCUCCCGCCCAGGUUUUCAUUGCACAGAAGAUGAUGAUCACCAAGUGCAACAUUGCGGGUAAGCCCUCCAUUUGCGCCACUCAAAUGCUGGAGAGCAUGACCUACAACCCACGCCCCACCCGUGCCGAGGUCAGCGAUGUGGGCAAUGCUGUUCUGGAUGGCGCCGACUGUGUCAUGUUGUCUGGCGAGACUGCCAAGGGCAACUACCCACGCGAGGCUGUGACCAUGAUGCACGAGACAUGUUUGUUGGCUGAGAUUGCCAUCCCGUACUUGAACUCGUACGAUGAGUUGAAGAAGCUUGCACCACGACCUGUGCCAACCACCGAGAACUGCGCCAUGGCUGCCGUGUCUGCUUCUCUCGAGCAGAACGCUGGAGCCAUUCUCGUCCUGACCACCUCGGGUAAUACCGCCCGCCUCAUCUCCAAAUACCGUCCAGUCUGCCCCAUCAUCAUGGUCACACGCAACGCUCGCGCCUCUCGCUACUCCCACUUGUAUCGUGGUGUCUACCCCUUCCACUACGAUCAGGAGAAGCCCGACUUCAAGACCACGCCAUGGCAAGAGGAUGUUGACAAGCGUCUCAAGUGGGGCAUUAGCAAUGCCAUCAAGUUGGGUGUUCUCAACAAGGGCGACGCGGUCAUUUGUGUACAGGGCUGGAGAGGUGGAAUGGGCCACACCAACACGCUGCGUGUGGUUCCAGCCGAAGAGGAUCUCGGUCUCGAUCAGAAUGCUUAGGGUGGAAGCCGAGGCUGACACUUCUCUGAAGUCGCGAUCCCCCCCAGCCAGCACUCCACUGGCUUCGAUUCGAAGCAAGAUGCAAGGUUUUCCUUUCUCACCAGAGCCGCAGGUGGUGUCUGCUACUGCACCAGCAGCCUAGGCGGGCUCAUGACGAGCGCAUAAGGACUGAUAGAGUUUACGAAGCAAAGCUCCACGUGGACUAUACGACGAUAGACGAUACGCAUACGCACAGGCAUGAAGGGAGUCUAUGAAGUGUAUGAAGUCAAGCUGCCUGCUACUCCUUACGCGUCGCUUCUGCGUGGGAGAUUGCGAGGAGAUAUGAUACCAAUGCUGUUUCCAUG
This is a messenger RNA of Sphaerulina musiva SO2202, 2151 nucleotides long. Its product is annotated as pyruvate kinase. The transcript has 4 exons. Gene Ontology annotation, biological process: glycolytic process. The record is from RefSeq and is a predicted model, not a curated record. Gene Ontology annotation, molecular function: potassium ion binding; magnesium ion binding; pyruvate kinase activity. Gene Ontology annotation, cellular component: cytoplasm. Lineage: Eukaryota; Fungi; Ascomycota; Dothideomycetes; Mycosphaerellales; Mycosphaerellaceae. The coding region runs from base 224 to 1807 and encodes 527 amino acids.